GCGCUCAAGGAUAGAGAUGCGCUUAGAACGGGUACUGUAAACGAACCCCGCCGUGACAAAGAAUCGCGAAAUCUUGAGCAUAUUAAAUAGAAAAGAAGGGCCUUGAAAUUUCGUUUUGUUAUUGUUUGGUUUUAUGCGAGCCCAAUAGGCUGACUCCUGUAAUAGGUGGCUCGUUUGGUCAUUGGGUUCCAAGUUAUCACAAUCCCGAGAGCGGCAGCGUCAACUUCACCAUGAUUGUCUCCAGGAGCGCAGUUGUAUCGGGCAUUUUGCUCGCAGGAAAUGCAGCAGCUCAUUUAAGGCUCCCACCAUUCUUCCCGAAACAACAUGAAUCAUCAGCCCGCAUCUCGGAUGGGUUCCAGCUCCAAAGCUUCGACUUUGGUGAACAACGACCAUUGGCCGGCCCCAAGGCAGCAACAGCCUCCUCCUCGGAAGAUAUCUUUCCCCCCUUUAAAGCUGGCCAGUUUACUUUGACGCCGCAGGAUGAUUCCACGUGUGCUACAUACGGCGAAUCGCAAUGGACAGGUACAAUCGACGUGACGGAUUCACACCGCUUGUUUUUCUGGUUCUUUGACAGCCGAAAUGACCCUGCUAAUGACCCCAUCAUCAUCUGGAUGAACGGAGGACCUGGCAGCACCUCGAUGCUGGGGCUGUUUAACGAAAUGGGAGCUUGCUGGCUUGAGCCUGGCGCAAACACCACCGUGCCAAACGACUUUGCUUGGAACAACAAUGCAUCGGUGCUGUUCCUGGACCAGCCUGCCGGCGUUGGCCUCUCCUCUCGCGCAGAGGGAUCGCCCGUUCCGGCGUUUGAUAUCGAGGGCGCAUACGAUUUCCAAACCUUUCUCAACAUCUUCUUCAAAGACGUCUUCCCAGACCGUGCCCGUCUCCCAAUCCACAUCGCCGCAGAAUCCUACGGCGGACACUACGGGCCGGUCUAUCUCAAUCAUAUACUCGACUCUCGAAGGCUCAACUCCCGGGAUGCCUUCUGGGGCAACAUCUCGUCUCUGAUACUGGUAGAUGCCGUGAUUGACUUUACUGCCCCCGCUGUGGGCGUAUACGAGUUCCUGUGCAAGGGCUUCGGGAAUCAUAGCAAGAUUAUGAAUGAUACGGUCUGUGAGGCGCUGGGACUCAGUGUGCCCAAAAUAUUCGAGCUAGGGCGGAACUGUGAUGCGAGUAGCGAUGGCCACGAAUGCUGGGGCUUGAUAACAUACGUAGAAGAGGUGGUAAAUCCGUAUUAUUACGCCGAAGUCGAGGCAGGAAAAAGAAAUCCAUUCAAUGUCCACAUUCCCUGUCCUAAUUGGCCCUGGUGCGCGGACAUCAGAAAAGGCAACAUGACAGCCUAUCUCAACCAGGACCACAUCAAAAAAGCUCUACAGUUCCCCUCCUCCUUCGUAUUUGAAGACAUCGAUCUCGACGUCAACUCCGCCUUUGUCUACUUCAAAGACCCAUUCAAGCCUACAACUCGCGAGGUUGCGCGAAUCCUCGACGCUUACCGCACUCCAAACUUGGGCGACAUCCGAGUGCUUGUGCUGCAGGGCAACGAGGACUACAUCGUCAACACCCCGGGCAAUAUGUGGGUGUAUGACAACUUGCGAUGGAGCGGGCUAGCGGACUAUCGGCUGGCUCCGUGGCGGGAGUUGCCAGAGCGGAUGGCUGCCACCGGAUUCUGGAAGAGCUCUGGUCGACUGGCUUUUGUGGCGGUAGAUGGGGCUGGGCAUACCGUGCCGGGAGACGUACGAGAGGGGAGCUAUAGAAUUGCGCAGGAAUGGCUUGAAGGAGGAUGGAGAGCUUGAAAGGGGUGUUAGUUUGCAUGUGGGCCGAGGCAUCUACACAAGUAUGCGUGGGUGAGUGAGUGAGUGUGUGUGAAUCAUACUGAAAGUAGUAUAUCUCAAGUAAGAUAGCUGAAAGAGGUAAAUGUUGCGUGAGACAAUAAUAUGAAAAACCAAUGAGAACACGAGCAAAAGACAACUUUGGAAAAGCCGAUUCUCCCAGUUUUGUGUGGUCCCCGCUAGGUUAACUCGGACGUGGGGAAACCAUCCGAUCCAACGUGG
Messenger RNA from Trichoderma asperellum CBS 433.97, 2048 nucleotides. RefSeq lists its product as uncharacterized. Gene Ontology annotation, cellular component: fungal-type vacuole. Gene Ontology annotation, biological process: proteolysis. Lineage: Eukaryota; Fungi; Ascomycota; Sordariomycetes; Hypocreales; Hypocreaceae. The record is from RefSeq and is a predicted model, not a curated record. Gene Ontology annotation, molecular function: serine-type carboxypeptidase activity.